Messenger RNA from Linum trigynum, 4479 nucleotides. The record is from the annotation of a GenBank genome assembly. Lineage: Eukaryota; Viridiplantae; Streptophyta; Magnoliopsida; Malpighiales; Linaceae.
UAGUAUUUACCCUUUCAUUUUUAUUCCCUCGUAGUUUAAGUGUAACACUUUAGGCCAAUCCCACAUCGACAAAGCACGUGAGAGAUCCAUGGUUCAUAAGUAAGAAACCGACUUUAGUUAGCAAGACCCGUUUUGGGGUGAAAUGGAGGAGUUCUUGUGAGAACUCCGAAGUUAAACGUGCUGAGUGUGGAGUACAACAAGGAUAUCUGACCUUAUGAUAAGUCGCCUUUAAUUGCACCCGAAGUCAAAAUCUGUGAGGGUCGAGGCCCAAAACGGACAAUAUAUUAAUCGAGAAAAGGUUCGAGAUGUUACACUAAGUGUGUCACUUUUUUGGUAGCUUUUUUUUUGCGCAUGAUUCAUAUUUGUUUUGUGAGGUUCGAGGAGUGAAUGUGAUAAUUUGUUAUCGGUGUUGAUGGAGUAUUAAUUGUUGAGUGGUCAGAAGGUGAAUUUGAACAAGUCGGCAAUUUAUUUUAGUGGAAAUAUUAAGGAGCAUCUAUGUCAGGAAAUGGUGCAGUUUUUGGGUAGGAGUUAUUUGGGUGCAUGAUAAGUACGUAGGACUAUCGUCGUUGAUUCAUUAUUCUAAAAUGGAAACUUUUAUGUAUUUGGAGGGGAAGCUCUUUGAUAAACUCCAAGGUUGGAACAGAGACAUUUGUCAUGUGCGGCAAAAGAGACGUUACUCAUUGUAGUUGCCUCAGUCAGUGCUGCCAAUUCAUGGCAUGUCUUGAUUUCUGUUACCUCUAACUAUGUGUCGUAAGUUGGAUAAGUAUAUGACUCGUUUCUGGUGGGGGUUUUCAGUAGAGGGUGAUAAAGCUCAUUGGGUUUCCCAAAGGAACCUCUGUCGUAGUAAAUUUGAAGUAGGUUUGGGCUUUCAGCGAUUUGAGAAUCUUAAUCAAGUUCUGUAGGCAAAGGUUUCUUGGCGCCUAUGGAUAGAUCCUUGGCCUCUUUUGGCUCGGGUUUUGAAAGGGAAAUACUCCCCCAUUCCAGUGUGCUAACAACGCAGGCCCACUCGAGACCAUCAUGUGGUUGGGUCAAUAUUAUGCAUGGGAGAGACCUGUUGCUUGAAGGCUGAUGUCGGCAGAUAGAAGGAUAAGAGCAAGUGCAAAUUUUAAAUGACAAUUACAUUCCAGGAUUUAGUCAGGAUUGGAUCUCGAUUCUUCCUACAACGCCGAACCUAGAGGGGAAAAUGGUGUUAGAUCUUGUUAACUCAGAGGCUGGGCAAUGGUGUAUGGAGUGUUCAGAACAAUGUUUUCCGGCAGGAUGUGAUUAAAGUCAUCCGCAAUAUUCCACUACCUCGAAUUCGGGUACAGUCAGGUGUCUAUACGGUUGAAUCGGGUUAUCAUUUGACUAUAAGUUGAGUCGGAGGAAGUGAGGAUGGAAGGAGGAGGUUUCUUUCUUCGAUGUGGAUUUUUGGAAGAAGGUGUGGGGGUAGGGCUGGGAAUCGGUGCGGUUGCGGUCGAAAUGUAGUCAUUUACGUCAACCGUGGCCGCACCGCAAACGGUUUGCUGUUAAUCACUAAUCGCAAAGUGCGGUUAAUGGUUAACCGUGUUACUAACUAUUCUUACAGUUUAAGGACAUUUUGGUCUAAGGUCGUGUCACGGUUAACCGUACUAAUCGCAGGUAACCGCGUCAGUAAUCGGUUAAAAUGUAAUUACAUGUUGUUCGGUUUCGGUUGCGGCUAACCUGCAAAACGUGCAAUAUUGCUAAGCGCGACCACAAAAUACCCUAUUUUUCGAUUUGUGGUUAACCACUAACCGCGUGGUUUUGGUGCAGUUUGUGGUUUAACCACAAAAUCGCAACCGAAUUCUCACCCCUAUGUGGGGGGUUUCAUAUUCCCUCAAUGCUUAAUUUUUUUGUUUAGCAGAUUAUGAGGAUUCUUCUAGGCGACGGAGGCAAUCAUAGAGAAAGAGGGGAAUUGUGCACCUCGUUGUACGGUAUGCUAGGCAUCUGGUUAAUAUUUUGUGAGAAAUCAUUUUUUUCCUCUAAAUUAUCGAUAUUCAUAAAUAAAACUCAUUCUUUCUAUACGAUUUUGUGUUAUUUAACUUCAACACAUUUUGAGAUUUUAAAAUUUACCGUUAGAUUUUGAAUGAAUCUCAUAAAAUGAAAUAACGACCACCCGAAUCAAUUUCUACUCUAAUCUGGCUUCUGGUUGAAAAUAUACUCUUGAAAUUUGUUGUGAAUGGACAAAAUAACUAACAAAAAAAUGGGUGGGAAAAAUUAUCAUAUCCCAAAAUAAACGAAACAUAUAUAAACGAAAAGAAAUACGAAAUUAAUUAAUAAAAAACAAAAGGGAAAGAGUUAUUUACGUUAGGGGGAGGUCUCCGCUUCUGGGUUAAUGACAGAAAUAUUGUUUUUUUUUUAAAUUUACCACGAAUAUGGCCAAUUAAAAACUAUUGACAAAGAUAUUGUGUUUUAGAGAUAAGAAUCGGCGGGUACACCUGAGACUCAGGCGCUGCCGCUUAAGCUUGGUUUUUGGACCGUUUUAUUAGACUCAGGCGGCGGCGCCCGAGACUGAAGCGAGUAGGUGGGAAAUCAAGACUCCGGCGGUGGCGCCCGAGACUGAGGCGAGUAGGUGGAUUGGCCACCCACCCUAUAAAACCCAGUCAGACUUUUCGUUUCAGAUUCACACCACAAAAAAAAAAAUCGUCCAAAAUAGAGGAGAGAGCUCUGGUUGCUGCUGCAAAAAUGGCUAAUAGGUAAGAGACACAUUUAUUUUUGUAAUUAUAUUAUUCAAAUGCUAUUAUGAUUGUGUUUAGUUUUUAAUUAGUGAGUUUGUUUUUUUUAGUGAUUUUAGAAGAUUUGAACUAGUUGUUCGGUGGAAAUCGGAGAAAGUAGAGGAUAAUUUGGGCGUCAAAUUCGUUGGUGGUAGUAGUUUUCAGUUGACGGUUCCAUCCAGAGUCACAUAUCACAAACUUUGUGAGACUCUAAUUCCGAGAAUACGGCGCAGAGACGAAGCAGUAAAAGAUAGUGAUGUGAUCACAGGUUUCACUUACCGUCUUCCAGAAUGGCAGAAUGAUGUUUUAUUUCAUUAUGCGUUACCUAUUGUGGAUGAUGAUAGCUUGGAUGUGCUUUGGAAUUUUAUGGCACAAAAUCCUUAUUGUUUGGGUGCUGAGAUACAUGUUGAGCUCAGUGAUGAUCAGGGUGGAGAGGAAGAAGAUGAUACAUGGAGCGUGCCAUCCGAUCAUGACUAUGAUCACGGUGAUGACGGAGAGGAGGAAGAUGAGGAGGAGGAGGAAGGAGAGCAGCUUAAUUAUCCUCCAUAUUUUUACUUGCAGGGCAAUGAAGAGGACGAAGAAUUUGCACUUGCUGAUUCAUAUGGCGUAAUUCCAAUGCCUAUUGUUGAUAGUUUUGAAGGAGAAUUCUACAAGGGGCAGAUAUUUCACUCGAAACAAGCUGCACAGAUGGCGAUUAAACACCACGCACUACAACGCAACUUUCAAUAUGGCGUGGUGGAGUCGUCACCUUCAAUAUGGAAGGUCAGAUGCUUGAGGCACAAGGAUGACAAUUGUCCUUGGAUGGUGCGGUUUGGAUGUCGAGAUGUUGGGGGCGAAUGGACUGUGAGAAAAUCUAAGUUGGUGCAUUCUUGUAGCAGUACGACUCAACCGACGGAUCAUCGCCAUCUUGAUGUCGACAUGAUAUCUGAGGCCGUCAAACAUUUGGUACGUGCCCAACCAAAUCUGAGUGUUCUAACUGUUCAAGCCGAGUUGAAAGAUAAGUUUAAUAUGCAAGUUACUUACAAGAAGGCUUGGUAUGGGAAACAAAGAGCAUUGGAGAAGUUGCAUGGAAAUUGGGAAGAAUCCUACGAUUUUUUGCAAACAUUCUUGCGGGUGGUCAAGAGAAAAAUGCCAACAUCGGUGAUUGAUUGGGUAACAGUUCCUUCGACUCAACCCGGUCAUUUAAUAUUUCAGCGAGUAUUCUGGGCUUAUGGACCUUGUAUAGAUGGAUUCAAGAAUUGUCCAGGCGUCAUGGUUGUGGAUGGAACAUUUCUUACUGGGAAGUAUAAAGGAGUGCUACUCAUGGCGAGCUCAUUUGAUGGCCGGAGGAAGAUUUUUCCAAUUGCAUUAAAGUAGCAACCCCGGAUGCCAUAAAGUUGGCCAAGUCCUCACACUGGUCGGGGGUCAGCCCUCCAGACCGUACACCGUCACGCAAACUCACCUCAGCAUGCUCGAUAGUGUCGUACUAAAAAACACCAACAAAAAUGUCAGAUAUUUCACACAAUUAACAACAAAUUAAGCAAAUAAAUCAAAUAACUAACCAACGCCUCUGCUGCAGCUCCUCUCCGUGUGCCGGAUCGUCUGGUGACAUCUCUAUACCACUCCAUAUGCUCCGAGUGGUAGGCUAACUCCUCAUCAGUAUAUGGAGCCGUCGCUACAAACUCGUGUCGACGGUUCCAGAAAGCAAUCGACUCUCUGGAGGCGUGUACCAACUGCUGCCCACGCGAUGGCCCACGAGUAGUCUGGCGAAGAAAAAACCUACCCUCAG